Molecule: messenger RNA, 1161 nt
Organism: Brassica oleracea var. oleracea
Lineage: Eukaryota; Viridiplantae; Streptophyta; Magnoliopsida; Brassicales; Brassicaceae
Exons: 2
Coding region: 1-1161 (386 amino acids)
Source: RefSeq, a predicted model, not a curated record
AUGACGGGAGACAUCGAAGGUUUAGGUUCUGAAACUCAUGGUAGAAACAAUGAUGGUGAGAAUGAAGAAGAGAAUUGUGACAUGGUUGAAGAAGGUGCAUCACAACUAGAAGAAUUGUUUGGAGAUAUUGCACAAGAUGAUGUAAGUGAUGAUGAUAACAAUGGUGAUUUAUUGGAGGAUGAUACAAUUCCUCAUGUUUCUGAUUCAUCGGAGGAUGAGUACGAAGACAAUGAGGACAUGGUACAAUUUCAUCCAAAUUAUAUAAAUCCAGAUGAGCUUCUACAUCUAGGAAAAACCUUAAAUACUGCAGCAGAUUUUAAGUUUGCAUUGGUUAAGUAUUAUUUGAAGACAAAGUAUGAUGUGAAGCUGUAUAAGUCAACGACUAAGAAGCUUGGAGCAAUUUGUUCAUCAAAAGAGUGUCCAUGGAGGGUUUAUUGUUCGUUUGAGAAGUCAAGAAACAAGCUGAUGAUUAAGGUUUAUACAGCUGAACAUGUUUGCAAUAAAUCAGGUUACUCAAAGAUGCUAAAAGUUCCUGUAAUUGCCGAGCUGUUUGAGGAACCUCUUAGACUGAAUCCAAAACUUUCACCAAAGGAGAUGAUGGAGUCUAUAAAGGCAGACUACAAUCUGAAUGUUACACUGUUUCAGUGUGAACAUGGAAAGAAAAAAGUGGUCGAACAAAGAAGGAAGAUGCAUGGAACACAAUUUGGUAGACUCUGGGAUUAUGAGAAAGAAAUCCUUGUAUCAAAUCCAGGGUCCACAAUGGACAUUGAGACACUUCCAGGUCCAACACAAGUAGAACACAAGUUUUACAGAGUUUAUAUAUGCUAUGAAGCACUCAGAGAAGCAUGGAAACAGACAUGCCGUCGAAUAAUUGGACUAGAUGGUGCUUUUCUAAAGUGGGAUAUAAAAGGUGAGUUGUUGGCUGCGGUUGGAAGAGAUGCAGAUAAUAGGAUUUUCCCUAUCGCAUGGGCUAUAGUUGACAUUGAAAACAAUGAUAACUGGGAAUGGUUCAUCAAACAUAUCCAAACUGAUUUGGAUCUUGGACAAGGAGACAACAUGACAAUAAUAUCUGAUAAACAAAAGGGUUUGGUAAAUGCUGUGCAUAAUGAGCUUCCACAAGCUAAGCAUCGAAUGUGUGCGCGACAUAUCCUUGCAAACUAA